This is a messenger RNA of Danaus chrysippus (African queen), 1260 nucleotides long. NCBI's taxonomy places the organism in Eukaryota, Metazoa, Arthropoda, Insecta, Lepidoptera, Nymphalidae. The record is from the annotation of a GenBank genome assembly.
AUGACAAGGUUUGCAAGAGCUAAGGGAUCUAAAGCAUCUAACCUAAAGGCACCAGAAGAUAGUACACCAUGGGAGGUAAUGAAAGAACAAAUGGAAAAAGCAAAACACGAGGGCGAAGAAUUAAAAAAACGUGAAGAGGCUGAGAAGCAAAGGGUCGAAAAUUACAAUAACUUUCUUAAAGAACAUAAGGCACAAAAGAGAAAAGCAACUUGGUGCGACUUCCCUGAAGCAGAAAAGAAGAAAAACUCAAAUGAAAACUCGAGUGAAGUCAAAACAAAAAAAUCUAAGAAGAAUAAAAAUCUGUCUUCAAAUACCGAAGCUACUGAUAACAGUAAUGAAAACACCUUAAAUAAUACUGUAGUUAGUAAUGAGUUGACAGAGACUGGUAAGAAAAAGAAAAAUAAGAAUAAAAACAAGAAAAAUAAACAGGCUAGUGAAGAAAAUAACCAGGAACAAAACGAGCCUUCUAAUGAAGACUCUGUAAAAGAAGUAAAAGACAAUCCACAUAAAAUAAACAAUCAAAAUGAAAAGAGUUUUAAUAAUAAUAAACCAGUGCCUGCAAAAAAUAUUAAAAAGAAACUGAAAAAAGGUGAACAGCCCGCAAGAAGAAAACCGAUUGAUGAUAGAAGUUUCCAAAUCAUUAUCAAUGGUAAGGAGGUUGAACUGAUAAGAUUCGAUGGCUUCCCUGUGAUGAAGAAAGAUGCAGAACGACUUGAGGAAUUGAAGAAGAGUAUGAUACAAAAAGGUAUACCUAAGAGUGAAGUGCAAAGAACUAUGAAACUGGAACGGCGAAGGGCUGAGAAGGCUUUAGCUAGGGUCAAAAGAGAAGUUUGUUAUAACUGUAGGAAGGGAGGACACAAUCUAUCAGACUGUCCAGACCUUAAGUCGCAUAUCCCCGGAGUUGACUCAGCUGAAGGCGUCUGUUUCAAAUGUGGCUCCACCGAGCAUAGACAAUUUGAAUGCAAGGUGCAAAAGGAUAAAGAAUUCAGAUUUGCUACAUGUUUCAUUUGUAAAGAACCUGGUCACAUAGCAAGACAAUGUCCUGAUAAUCCAAAAGGACUUUAUCCGAAUGGUGGGAGCUGUAAGCUUUGUGGUGAUGUUACACAUCUUAGAAAAGAUUGUCCUACUAUGAAUGAGAAAAAAGAAAGCACAUCCAUUAAAUUACCAACUCUAAAUGACAGUAAUAUUGAGGACAUAGACAGCCAAGCAAAACCUGUUUCAACCGAAGUCGCUAAGAAACCUAAGAAAAUAAGAUUCUGA